AUGAAAACAAACCAGAAAUGUUUCUUCUUCCUUCUGAACAAAAGGCAUUAUAACCCCCCAAGCAAGAGGAAAUGGAGUAAGCAAAACGAUAAAUACAAAACGAGGAGACCCCUGGCGGAGAAUUCGAAUGUGCACAAAAUUAACAUUAAGGGAGAAUACUGGAAGCAGAAACAUGUGAAUAAACAGUUUGUUGUGGAAAAUGGGAACCAAGAUAUGAUAAAUGAAAAGACAAGUUUAAAUUUUUUUGGCUACCCAAAUAUAUCACUGCAUAGCAAAUUGGGGGGCAGCUUAUAUAUUGAACAAAUGGACGAAAUAACUCUAUGUGUAAUUAUGAAUAAAUGCAUAAAAGAGAACAUUUUGGAAAGUUUCAUCUGGAAGAAUCUGCUAAACAGAUGCACAAGAAUUGCGCACAAAGUUAAUGGAAAUGUGUUAAGCUAUAUAUUUAAAUACGCCUCGCAGGCAAUUUUCUAUAACCACUACUUUUUUCUGACCAUGCUUGGGAAUAUCUGCACCAAUUUGUACUCCCUAAAUAUAAAAAACUGCGCAAAUAUACUCUAUGCAAUGAAUAAUAAUAACAGUUAUUAUAAUGAAGAGGUAUACAAAAAGGUGGUCGAGCACAGUUCCCUGCUUAUCUUGAACAGAAACGACAUCGAUGUUAAUAGUGUGUUAAGUCUGAUCAGCUCCUUUUACACUUUUAAUAGGAUUGGCACAAAUGGGUGCAACUCCGACGACGGGAACUCCCUACACAUUAGGAAAAAUGUGAACAACGCUUAUUUACUUUUCGAUAGCAUUGCCAAGACGUUUAAUAGGUACGAUCUCGAUUUGAGUGAAAUUGACUCUGUGUGCUCGGCUCUCCUUGUCUAUUGCCAACUGGAUAGGGUCAACUUGUUCAUCCAGGAAAGGAACAGAAAUGUGAUAGAAAAAUUAGUAAUCUACCUGAACGACAACAUGGAGAAGUUAAAUAUAAAGCACAUAUCCAUUUUAUGCUUUGCGGAUUGUAUUUUUACCAAGGGAAAAUUUUUAAAGUGGAAUUAUAUCUUUGCAAAAAUUGAAAAGGAGUAUUACAUGCUGGAUAACAACUAUCUUAGCAUUUUGUUUUACGCAUUGAGGGACAAACUGGUGCAUCGGAAGAGAAUUUAUAAAAUUAUUUACAACCAUAUUUUGAAUGAUUUAACUAACACUUCAUUGGAAAAUAUAUCCCUGGUGACAUACCCCUUUUUGAAAUAUGGGGUCUUAGAAGAUGCGCACAGUGGGUGGGGACGCAACGGGAGUGAGGACCCUCUACACAAGAGGAGCGCGAAGAAGAAAGUCUACGACAAAGUGGAAGAAGAAUCCCCCUGUGCAGAGAAGGGUGCUCCAAAUUUGGAAGUAAAUUUAAGCCAUUAUUUUCACCUAUUUAACGAUUUCCUGUACGGCAAGGUGAAAUAUAAUAUAACUAACUUUAGCCUAUUUCAAGUGUACUUAAUUUUUAGAGGGUUAUGCGAAUCCAAGUUGACAAAUGAUAAGGUAGAGCAGUUAAAAAAAGAGAUCAUAAAACGGAUAUGUAGAGAUGUGCAUACAAUGCCAGCGUAUUUAUUAACGUACUGUAUGAAAAUUGUUACGGAGAAGAACGUACGGGAUAGCGAAUUAAUAACUUCGUUGAAGAACGUCAGUUUGGUGUACCUGAAUAUGUAUAAGAAGAUUUCCCUGGGCGACAGGGACUAUGCGAUCAACGAAGGUUCCACGCUGAUAGAGGAUUACUACAAUAGUGUGCGGGACGAUGAAGACCCGUCCAAGAGCGAUAUAACAUUUCUGUACAAUGAGAAAAAAAAGGAAGUGAAUUAUUUAUCGGAAAAGUAUAUACUAGAUUUGAAUUUAUUCAAUCCCCAAUUUAAGCACCUACGUGAAAAGUUUGGAAUUGCAAGGAAACAGAUUGAAAAGACGCUUGCACAUUCGCAGAGCUUUUUUUUUAAUUAUUAUUUGAAGGAAAAGCAGCUAGCCAAUUUUUUUUACUUUUCCAGCAUCAUAGAGGAGAAUGAAGCGCUAGCGUACUUUAACGAAGUUAAGACAGUUGUGCAGGAUCGAAUGGCACACGGAGAGUUGAAGUUCAGCCCAACCAGUAUUCUCCGCAUAUUAAUAUCGAUGGAUCAUCUGCACAUGGUUCAGAAGGACAAUGCCUUUUUUAGCACCCUUUUGCGGCAGCUGUGCGAUGAGAUAUACUCCUUGGACCUUUCUACCUUUUUGCAAUUCCUUUCGAUAUUUCAUAAGAACAGAAUUUCUCACUACUACUUUUUGAGGAAGGCUCGGUACAUAGUCAGCAUGAACAGGUAA
Molecule: messenger RNA, 2310 nt
Organism: Plasmodium inui San Antonio 1
Lineage: Eukaryota; Apicomplexa; Aconoidasida; Haemosporida; Plasmodiidae
Exons: 1
Coding region: 1-2310 (769 amino acids)
Source: RefSeq, a predicted model, not a curated record